AUGCCUCUAGCAAAAAUAUCACCAAAGCAAACGAUCUCUGAAGGUCAUAGCCCUUUGGAGCGGGUGACGAAAGCCUUAUUCUCACAGACCGUGGAGGCAAAGUUGUGGGCUGUGGCUGCACGCGCAUCAAGAAGUUCAAAUCCACCAACGCUGUAUCCCGAAUAUACCGACGAAAAAGGCAACUAUGUCUACCGAACCCUUGACUUUUGGACAUCGGGCUUUUUCCCGGGGUCGCUGUAUCUCUUACUAGAACGUACCAUUCGUCAUAGUGAGAACUCUUCUCUAUCGAAGCAUGUUGAGCCUGAUUCCAACAUCAAACCUCAUCGACUUCAACUGGAGUAUCUGUGCCGGUGGUGGGUUACCAACCUUCACCAGAACGCUCUGAAACGCGAUACGCACGACCUUGGGUUCAUGAUUGCACCAUGGGCCAUCAAAGCAUGGGAGCUGCAGCGCGACCCAGAUGCCUUCAACAGUCUAGUGAUGGCCGCGCAUUCCCUCGCCAGUCGGUUCAGCGCCAAGACAGGGUGUCUCCGCAGCUGGGACGUGUGCAUCACUAAGAGAUACAAAUACACAGACCCAUCCUUGGACUUUCUGGUCAUCAUCGAUAACAUGUUGAAUUUGGAUCUCAUUUUCUGGGCUGCAAAGCAUACCUCCAAUCCAGCAUUGUAUGAUAUCGCGCUGGCUCAUGCACAUGCGACGCGCAAACACCACAUUCGCGAAGAUCACAGCACUUUCCAUGUGGUGAAUCUUGAUCCAGGGACCGGCGACCGGAAAUCUCGAUUCACGAAUCAGGGCUAUAGUGACGAUAGCUGCUGGGCGCGAGGACAGGCGUGGGGUAUUCUUGGAUUCAUGCAGACGUUUUUGUGGACUCAAGAUUUGACAUUCUUCACCACAGCGAAAGACUUGGCGGAGUAUUUCAUCGCACACCUGCCACCUGAUGGGGUACCCUAUUGGGACUUGACUGCGCCGGUAACCGAAACCAGUCCACGAGAUACAUCUGCAGCGAUGAUCGCCGCUUGUGGCAUGUUGCUGCUCUAUAAAGAGUGUGAUGUUAUAAAUGAAGGUUCCCGCUACUUGGUUGAGGCGAUCAAGCUUGUCGAUAAUGUGGUAGGUAUGUUCAUGGACUCUGAUACCCUGCGCUUCGAGUCCACACACCCUGAACCGGACGUUCCGGUUUAUGUGGAGGGUUGUACCGAUCAAAACUCCGGAGACGGGUUCGACGUGCUAAGUGUUGGGCACCAUUCUGGUUCGGAGUUCAGAGCCUGCGAGACGAUUCUGCGCGGUGCCACUAUCAACAACUAUGAGUUUGCGCCUAGAAGAUGGUCAAAUCAUGGGUUGGUAUAUGCCGAUUAUUAUUUCCUGCUGUUUGGUAACAUGAUGCUCGACAUGGGUCUUACCAACCCCGCCCGGUCAUGA
Molecule: messenger RNA, 1416 nt
Organism: Penicillium salamii
Lineage: Eukaryota; Fungi; Ascomycota; Eurotiomycetes; Eurotiales; Aspergillaceae
Source: the annotation of a GenBank genome assembly